This is a messenger RNA of Toxotes jaculatrix (banded archerfish), 2416 nucleotides long. Its product is annotated as neuronal acetylcholine receptor subunit beta-2-like. NCBI's taxonomy places the organism in Eukaryota, Metazoa, Chordata, Actinopteri, Toxotidae. The transcript is spliced from 6 exons. Gene Ontology annotation, cellular component: postsynaptic membrane; synapse; neuron projection. Gene Ontology annotation, molecular function: transmembrane signaling receptor activity; acetylcholine-gated monoatomic cation-selective channel activity. Gene Ontology annotation, biological process: nervous system process; monoatomic ion transmembrane transport; signal transduction. The coding region runs from base 185 to 1684 and encodes 499 amino acids. The record is from RefSeq and is a predicted model, not a curated record.
AUCUGCGGAAUUCCUUGCGAUGAAACCGCUAUAAUCCGACCUGCUUUUUUUCUUUCUUUUUCUUUUCUUUUUGUUCCAGUCUUUCCUUACUUUACACCGAAGGCAGAGAAGAAGAAGACAGGCGCGAGAAACAAUCUCCAUCUGCAAGUUUCCGUGUGUCUGUCGCACUGGAGGGGAGGAAGCGAUGGCAAUCACGGUGAAGGCAGCGUUGGCUCUCCUGGUUCUCACUGUGGCAACUGCCUUGUGUGCGGAGGUGGAGGAGCGGCUGGUGAGUCACCUGUUGUCACCGGAGCGGUACAACAAGCUGAUCAGACCAGCCGUCAACAACAGCCAGCAGGUCACCAUUUACAUUCAGGUGUCUCUAGCCCAGCUGAUCAACGUGAAUGAGAGGGAGCAGAUCAUGACCACCAACUGUUGGCUCAGUCAGGUAUGGAAUGACUACAGAUUAAUGUGGGACCCUGAAGAGUAUGAGGGAAUCAAGAAAAUCCGCCUCCCGUCACAACACAUCUGGCUGCCAGACAUCGUCCUCUACAACAAUGCUGAUGGGACCUAUGAAGUCUCCUUCUAUUCCAAUGCUGUAGUCUCCAACAACGGUGAGGUUGCCUGGCUUCCACCAGCUAUCUACAAGUCGGCUUGCAAAAUCGAAGUCCGUGACUUCCCCUUUGACCAGCAGAACUGCACCCUCAAGUUUCGCUCCUGGACCUACGACCACACAGAGAUUGAUCUCAUCCUCCUCAGUGAUUUCGCCUCACGUGACGACUUCAAACCCAGUGGUGAGUGGGAUAUAGUUUCAUUGCCUGGACGCAAGAACGAAGACCCUAAUGACAUCAGGUACCUGGAUAUCACCUAUGACUUUAUCAUUAAGAGAAAACCUCUCUUCUACACUAUCAACCUGAUCAUCCCCUGCAUCCUGAUAACAUCCCUGGCCAUUCUGGUGUUCUACCUCCCUUCAGACUGUGGUGAGAAGAUGACUCUCUGUAUCUCUGUCCUUCUGGCCCUUACUGUGUUUUUACUCCUGAUCUCAAAGAUUGUACCACCUACGUCUUUAGCAGUGCCUCUGAUUGGGAAGUACCUAAUGUUUACGAUGGUGCUGGUCACCUUCUCCAUCGUCACCAGCGUCUGCGUGCUCAACGUACACCAUCGGUCCCCCAGUACGCAUACCAUGCCUCCUUGGGUUAAACGUGUCUUCCUCUACCGGCUGCCCUCUUACCUCUUCAUGCGAAGACCCGGUAGCUCAAACAUCCGUGAGAAGUUUCGGAAAAAACACCAGCACCGAUCGUACUCCGACCAGAAGCUGCGUGGAGCAGACGGAGGAACUGGAAGCCCUGCAGGAAUGGCAGAUUCCUCCUCAUCCUUCUUUGUCAACGAGGAGUCAGCUAAACGCUACGGCUGGAAGAUCAGUGACUUGUCAGAGAACACAGAGUUCAGAAAGAGGAUGACGCUCAAGAGCAACAUUGACGUGGAGGAUGCAGUGGACGGAGUGCGCUACAUUGCUGAGAAGAUGAAGAGUGAGGAUGAUGAUGAAGGGAUCAUUGAAGACUGGAAGUACGUGGCAAUGGUGAUUGACCGUCUCUUCCUGUGGAUCUUCGUGUGUGUGUGCGUGGUCGGGACGGUCGGCCUCUUCAUGCAGCCCCUGUUCCAGAGUUACAACACCCCCAUUAUUGAUGACAUGGACCAUAACUGAAACCUGAAACCUGAACUUUGAUCUCAACAAGAACCAGACAUGAACUUUGAGUCCCCCCAGAAGCAGAGUUCUGAUAACAUUAUAACACCUAAAAUCACACAUCCGCCUCACAUGGCACUCUCACUGGGAAAUGAUUAUGAUGCACUUUAGCCCCCUGCCAUCACCUGCUCCCUUCCAAAUUUCCAAUCCCUUGCCCUCUUCAUCCUCUAUCAUCAUUACUCAUCUGUCAAUUCACAGAGGAACUAGGAUCUAUAUAUUUGUGUGAACUUAAAAGAUAAUUCUGUUUUAUAACAACUUGGGACACAUGUUCAUAGUUUUGGCCAUCACUGAGUAGAUAGCAAUAAUAGACAUUAAUUACUAUCUAGUAAUGUGUCAACAUUUCUGGCUUCAAACCUCAUUUUUUUCAUGUUAUUUUGUUGCCUUUAUGCACAGUAGAAACAUAGAAACAGUAUAGAAAUAGAUAGGAAACAAGGGGAUAGAGAGAGUUCCUUGCUGGAAUUAAACAGGGGGUUUUGCAACUUAACAAGCAUAGGUAUAACAAGUUAUAAUAAACCAGAAUUAUCUUUUAAUUCAGUACAUGAAAUGAAACUGCUUUUCAGCCAUGAUGCUCUUCCUUGGGGAAACAAUAUAGAUCUGCAUUUCUUCAAGAAUUGAAAUGUAGAAGUAUUUUAAGAAGAAAACCUUUACCUGAAAGUGUGUUGACCCCUGUCACUGUUCACAAAGGUUUAUCUG